This is a messenger RNA of Microdochium trichocladiopsis, 1617 nucleotides long. RefSeq lists its product as uncharacterized. The record is from RefSeq and is a predicted model, not a curated record. NCBI's taxonomy places the organism in Eukaryota, Fungi, Ascomycota, Sordariomycetes, Xylariales, Microdochiaceae. The coding region runs from base 159 to 1400 and encodes 413 amino acids. The transcript has a single exon.
ACCCACGGCCUUGCCGGUCAACGACGCGCCACAGCACGGCCAGGCACAAAACAACAACAUCCAAAGCCCUCUCCCAAGCAGUUGCUCGAACGAGACUUGAAAACGGCCAUCGUCUCUCUGCGCGUCACCACCUCCAACGACGACCCACGACCGCGACCAUGGACCAGGCCUACAAGCAACACUCGAACCCGGCUCGCCGCAAGAACCGCUCCUCGACCAAUCUCAACCACCUCUCCCUCGCUCCCCUCACCUCCAAGAUGCCCCUCACCGACCACGACGACCUCCCAGACUCGGUCACCUCCCCCGUGUACCACACCCCGAGCUACCUGCAGGGGAAAUCCGCCCCCACAACACCUCGCCUCCUCUCCCGCUCGGCCGCCCACACACGCUCAAACUCGCCCCGGCGCGCCGCCGCAUCCUCGGGUCUCACCGGGUCCGGGUCCAGCGACACCGUUGCACUUCCUAAGAGCAAGUCAGCCUCGCACCUCUACCAGCCUGCCCAGAGGAGCAAGAGCAGAAAACCCACCUCCGGCACAGUCACACCUGGGGGCCCUGCUUCGCGGCGGCGGAAACCGGGCUUCCACGACGACAACAACAACAGCGACGGCAGCCGCGCCGCCCUCGACCGGACAGACAGCGACUGGCUCCUGCGCACCGGUGCCCUAAUUGGCAACGAGACGCGCGAGUUCAAAGGCCAGUCCUGGCUCGUCUCGCGCGCGAGCAACACUAGCCUCACGGGGAUCCGCGAUGCGGAGGAGGAAAUGUACGAGCGCGAGCUGGCGCGGGAGAGGGAGCUGGCGAGCAGGCAGGGCAGCCGGCGGGGCAGCUUCACGCUCCCGGGCAUGGACGAGGACAUGGUGUCGCCGGGAAGCCGGUAUGGCGGCAGCAGGUCGCACAGCCGGAUGGGCAGCAGGAGCGCUCUGGCAAAGACGCCGCUCAGGACGCCGCUGCGGACUCCGCACCACGAGAGACACGGCGAUUCCGAGUACUUCAACAACCAGGGCCUGGCCGCCGACGAGUAUGGCGCGGGCCCAGACUUUGUUGGCCUCGACGAGAAGCUCGAAGCCGCCAUGCACAGGGAGGCGGAGGAGCUGGACGAGGAGACGGUACGGCGGCUGGUCAAGCGGGACUCUGGCGCUAAGGCAUCCUGGAUGGGCAAUCUGAUCGGCUGGUCGCUCUUUUCUGUCGAGGAGAACGAGGAGGAGUCAUCCGACGACGACGACGACGAAGAAGACCUCACCGAUGGGGAAUCAGACGCCCUCGCGCGGACCACUAGCACCAGGAGCUUAAGUGAGGGUGCGCUCGCCCGCGAGUCUGGCAUACCCCCACCAAAGGCGAACGAGGGCGGUUGGCAGGAUGCCGCGUGGUUGUUGAGCGUCGCGACGAAAGUGCUAUUAUGAGCCUGAGCGUUUCGUUGGGCUAUGCAAUGUGCCGUAACGAGGGAAACGCAUUCCCCAGCUUUAAUAGCUUGUAAUAUUUUGUUUUCCGGCCUGGGAUUUUUCAAGAAUGACAAGUUCAGUUUCACCGCUGUCAACACAUUGUAUCAUGUUUGAAGUCACAUACACUGUGCUGCUUGAUCCGCAACUUGACAUGCUCGGGGUCUGGUAUCUCUACUCC